This is a messenger RNA of Piliocolobus tephrosceles (Ugandan red Colobus), 816 nucleotides long. It is a transcript of the gene PLAAT2, whose product is annotated as phospholipase A and acyltransferase 2. Gene Ontology annotation, cellular component: cytoplasm. The transcript is spliced from 4 exons. Gene Ontology annotation, molecular function: A2-type glycerophospholipase activity; glycerophospholipid phospholipase A1 activity. The coding region runs from base 126 to 620 and encodes 164 amino acids. Lineage: Eukaryota; Metazoa; Chordata; Mammalia; Primates; Cercopithecidae. Gene Ontology annotation, biological process: N-acylphosphatidylethanolamine metabolic process. The record is from RefSeq and is a predicted model, not a curated record.
ACAUGAACCUUGAUCUAUGUUCUGAAAUAGUUGUAUGGGCUGGGUCACAGGGAAAACGAAACUCAGAGCUAAUUUAAAGCUGGACACAGAGUCAGCGACACACAAGACAUCAUCUUGAAGGAAGGAUGGCUUUGGCUAGACCAAGACGAACACUGAGACCUGGAGACCUGAUUGAGAUUUCUCGCUUUGGCUAUGAGCACUGGGCCAUCUACGUGGGACAUGGCUUUGUGGUCCAUCUGGCUCCCCCCAGUGAAAUUGCUGGAGCUGGUGCGGCCAGUGUCCUGUCUGCCCUGACCAACAAAGCCAUAGUGAAGAAGGAACUGCUGUCUGCCGUGGCUGGGAGAGACAACUACAGGGUCAAUAACAAACACGAUGACAGAUACAGGCCACUGCCUUCCAACAAAAUCGUCAAGCAGGCAGAGGAGUUGGUGGGGCAGGAGUUGCCUUAUUCGCUGACCAGUGACAACUGCGAGCACUUCGUGAACCAGCUGCGCUAUGGGGUCUCCCGCAGUGACCAGGUCACUGAUGCCGUCACCACAGUAAGUGUGGCAGCAGGCGUGCUGGCUGCUGCAGGCCUUGUGGGGUUGCUGCUGGCCAGAAGCAAGCGGGAAAGGCAAUAAAUCCAAGAAAUUGUCCCAACAACAACCAAUUCUUAUGGGGGAAUAUUAUUUAGCCAGCAGGAGUGGAGUUUGGCUUACUGAUUUUACUGUUUUGUGUUCAUGAAUCUUUAUUUUAAUGGAGUUAAAAGCAUAGGAAAAUUUAUUUGGAAAUGCAGCUUAGUAUGAAUUCUAUUAAAGACAUAAUUGGGCUCUGCUA